This is a messenger RNA of Salvelinus fontinalis (brook trout), 1942 nucleotides long. It is a transcript of the gene arpc1a, whose product is annotated as actin related protein 2/3 complex, subunit 1A. Lineage: Eukaryota; Metazoa; Chordata; Actinopteri; Salmoniformes; Salmonidae. The transcript is spliced from 10 exons. Gene Ontology annotation, cellular component: Arp2/3 protein complex; actin cytoskeleton. Gene Ontology annotation, molecular function: actin filament binding. The coding region runs from base 280 to 1392 and encodes 370 amino acids. Gene Ontology annotation, biological process: Arp2/3 complex-mediated actin nucleation. The record is from RefSeq and is a predicted model, not a curated record.
AACAACAGCAAAAAAUAGGCUCCUGUCUCCGGGUUGGCUGACAUCCUAUCCAUCUGAAUGUAGCUGGAAACUAAGGUUCCCGGUUCCACUCCUGACAUUCCUGGACGGAUUCGUGUCGACUGCCCAGAGUCCGCGAAUUCAAGUCCGUUCCUCUGUCUCCCUAACGUUAUCAUCAAUCUAUCGUUUCCGAAUAAAAAAGGACCAGCAAGAAGACUGCUCUGUCAAAACCAAGCCGGUGACCGACCAGGGAGAGACUGACCGCACCCAACUGCCAUCAACAUGUCACUGCACCAAUUUCUGCUUGAGCCCAUCACCUGUCAUGCCUGGAACCGGGACAGAACCCAGAUUGCCAUCAGUCCCAACAACCACGAGGUCCACAUCUAUCAGAAGAGUGGAAACCAGUGGGUGAAGAUGCAUGAGCUGAAGGAGCACAAUGGACACAUCACAGGUAUCGACUGGGCUCCUAAGUCCGACCGCAUCGUGACGUGUGGGGCGGAUCGUAAUGCCUAUGUCUGGUCUCUGAAGGACGGGGUCUGGAAGCCCACGCUGGUCAUCCUGAGGAUCAACAGAGCUGCUACCUUCGUCAAGUGGUCUCCUCUGGAGAACAAGUUUGCUGUGGGCAGCGGAGCCAGACUCAUAUCCGUCUGUUACUUCGAGUCUGAUAACGACUGGUGGGUGAGUAAGCACAUCAAGAAGCCGAUCCGUUCCACCGUCCUCAGUCUGGACUGGCAUCCUAACAACGUGCUGCUGGCGGCUGGAUCCUGUGACUUCAAAUGCAGGGUGUUUUCGGCCUACAUCAAGGAAGUAGAGGAGAAGCCGGGCCCCACCCCCUGGGGGUCCAAGAUGCCUUUUGGGGCGGUGCUGGCUGAGUUUGGGGGUGCCGGGGGAGGAGGAUGGGUCCACUCUGUGUCCUUCUCCUCGUCUGGUAACAGACUGGCCUGGGUCUCACACGACUCCACUGUUACUGUGGUGGACGGCACCAAGGGGUCCACUCCGUCUCAGUUGAAGACUGAGUUCCUCCCUCUGCUCAGUGUUCUCUUCAUCUCUGAGAACAGCGUGGUGGCAGCGGGUCAUGAUUGUUGCCCCAUGCUGUUCCGUUGUGAUGACGGAGGGUCCCUGACGUUUGUCUCUAAGCUGGACCUUCCUAAAGCUUCUAUCACUAGAAACAUCUCAGCUAUGGAACGUUUCAGAAACAUGGACAAGAGAGCUACUACAGAGGACCGCAACACGGCCCUGGAGACACUGCACCAGAACUCUAUCACUCAAGUCUCUAUCUAUGAGGGAGACCAGAAGGACUGUCGUAAGUUCUGUACCACGGGCAUCGAUGGAGCCAUGACCAUCUGGGACUUCAAGAGUCUGGAGGCGUCCAUCCAGGGGCUGAGGAUCAUGUGACGGACCAGCUAAACCCCGCCCCCGUUACCCGGACAACCCCCCUCCCCCUCCAAGCGGCCAGUAACAGUCUGACCACGCUAAGAAGUACCUGAUUAAGAAAGCACUGACUACACACACACACACACACACAUACACACACACCCUCUCUGAGCUGACAUGACAUUACCGUUGAUUGUUUGUUUAUGUAAAUGAAGGCUAAAGGGUCAUAGGUCAACUUGACGACCCCACAUCAGUGGUUUUUACUUUAUAAUUAUAAUAAUAAUAACAGGUGUUUUAUCUCUGAAGGGACUACGACACUAAGUUACCAUUUGAAGGAUGUGCUGUGUAGCUGUGCGGCCACAUGGCACAAUAUUCCCUAUAUAGUGCACUACUUUAGACCAGAGUCCUAUAACGGCUAUCCUCUGUAGUGUGUCUCUUAAGGGCCCUGGUCAGGACUAGUUUACUGUAAAGGAACUAGGGUGCUAUUUGGGAUGGUUCCUAUGUCAUUAGAUAGAGGAUGUAUCUACGAUGUGUCUAAUUCAGCUGCAGAAGAAAUAAAGCAUUAACUUAC